AUGGUCAACUUCAUGCGCGCCGCCGGCCUUCUGGCAAUCACCCCUCUUAUUGCAGCAGCCCCAACUGUUACGGAUGCUGGUAUUGACGUAAGAGCCGUCGAUGUGGCAGUGCCCUUCUCUUUUGAGAAGUGGGCUGAGGAUAUCAUUGCCAACCCCAACGGAAACCACCCCUCGCCGGAGGAGGCUAUCGCCCUCGCGUUCAACCAGACUUCAACCGAUGGUCUCGAGAAGCGUCAGGCUGAUGUUAGUUGCACCUUCGACAAGCCUGGCGGCGCUGCUUCGGUCGCUGAUGCGGUUUGGUGCAUUGAUUUCAUCGCUGCCCGCGCCAAUGUCGCAUGCAAUGCUGUCGUCAGCGGUACCUCCUUUUGCAGCCGCGGCCAAGCUCGGAUCACCGGUGUGCCCAUCGGUGGAAACCCCCCCAGGGAUACAUCCAGCCCUUGUGGCAACGUUGCCCGCUCUGCUGGGCAGAUCAUGGAUGCCUGCACCCGCAACGGCCUCGUAUAUGGACAGAACAAUGCUUGGGGCAACGGCAACAUGAGAGUUCACAUCCGCGCUGCUUUCUAA
Molecule: messenger RNA, 564 nt
Organism: Colletotrichum chrysophilum
Lineage: Eukaryota; Fungi; Ascomycota; Sordariomycetes; Glomerellales; Glomerellaceae
Exons: 3
Coding region: 1-564 (187 amino acids)
Source: RefSeq, a predicted model, not a curated record